This is a messenger RNA of Papilio xuthus (Asian swallowtail), 3500 nucleotides long. RefSeq names its product glucose dehydrogenase [FAD, quinone]. The transcript has 4 exons. Gene Ontology annotation, molecular function: flavin adenine dinucleotide binding; oxidoreductase activity, acting on CH-OH group of donors. The record is from RefSeq and is a predicted model, not a curated record. Bases 162 to 2042 code for a protein of 626 amino acids. NCBI's taxonomy places the organism in Eukaryota, Metazoa, Arthropoda, Insecta, Lepidoptera, Papilionidae.
UGCAAGCGACAUCAAGGGAACUUGUUCGUGUAAAUGAACGAAUGUGCAAAACUGUAUACAUUUGCUGAAUAUAAUAUUAUUAUUAAUAUUUAUAUUAUAUGGCAAAUUAAAAAGUAUUAUUAAAAUAUAUUUAUGUUGUAUAUAAUUUAUAAAGGACAAGAAUGGCAUGCGUGAACGCGACUUGCGCAAGCUUCCUGUCAAGUUCGGCGGGCAGCUCCUUUGCCAGUCUGAUGACACACCUGCUGGCCGCUCAGUGUGCCAUCACUGAAACCUGGCCCAAAGACACCUUCGAAAGGGUUAUAUAUGGCGAAUUUUUCGAUUUCAUUAUAGUAGGCUCUGGGACUGCCGGCUCAAUCAUGGCCAACAGACUUACUGAGAUCGACGAUUGGAAAGUCUUGCUCAUAGAAGCAGGAGACGAUCCUCCGAUAGAGAGUAUUAUUCCGAACUUUGCCUCGGUAACUCACAGAAGUCGUCACGCAUUUCAAUACUACACAGAACAAGACGAUACCAUCAACCAAGGAUGUGUUGAUCGUAGAUCGUUCUGGCCUCGAGGACGAGUCAUCGGAGGUUCGGGAAGUAUUAAUGGGCUUAUACACAUUAAAGGAAGCGCCGGAGAUUACGAACCUUGGCAUUUACAAGAAGACGAUGGAUGGGAUUGGCCCACAAUACAAAAAUAUUUCAAGAAAAGUGAAAAAAUUGUCGAUCCCUCCAUCUUGAAUAAUCCUCAACUUCGUGAUAAUUACGGUGUUGAAGGUAACUUUGUUAUUGACCAAUUAAACUAUACGUACACUCAUAUUGCAAAUAAGUUAACUCAAGGAUACCUGGAUAUGGGUUUGAAAUAUUUGGAAGAUCUUAACGGCCCUACACAAAUGGGUGUGGGUAAAAUAAGAGGAGGUAAUCAUAAAGGAAAACGUGUUAGUGCUGGAACUGCUUUCCUAAGUCCAGCUAGAGAACGGAAAAAUCUUUACGUUUUAAAAAAGACUAUAGUGACCAAAGUAAUGAUAGAUGACAGUAAACGAGCUGAAGGUGUAAGUGUCAUACUGUCUAACGGCGAUGCAACUACAUUCUAUGCUAGAAAAGAAGUUAUAUUAAGCGCUGGUUCAAUAAAUACCCCCAUUCUUCUAAUGUUGUCUGGUAUCGGCCCAAAAUCACAUCUUAAAGAAUUAAAAAUCAAAGUGAACGCAGAUCUACCGGUUGGCGAGAACUUGCAAGAUCAUGUAAGGAUUCCAGUUUUAGUUACAUUUAAUACAAAUGCUACUGAGGAGGAUGAAGCUUAUUGGCACAAAGCUACUGCUCAAUAUCUAAUCGACCAAACUGGACCGCAUGCGACAAAUUACGAUCAACCCAACCUCAAUGCAUUUCUCUCUGUUGACGAAAACAAAAAAUUACCAGAUGUGCAAAUAGACCACAACUAUUUUGUACCUAACUCAUCAUACAUUUUUUCCAUGUGUAAAAAAGCAUUAUCUUAUAAUGAUGAAAUUUGUAAACAGUUUUUAGAAUUCAACAAGCAACAUGAAAUUCUACUAUUUUAUAUUUCCUUAUGUCGCCCAUAUUCUAAGGGUAAAAUAUUAUUGCGAUCGAUUAAUGCUGUCGAUUUCCCAAAAAUCUAUGCAAAAUAUUUUAGUGACGAUAGAGAUAUGAAGUUAUUUGUAAAAAGUAUUAAAAAAGUAAUGAAAAUUGUUGAUACGCCAACAUUUAAGGGGAUCAAUGCAAAAAUACCAAGAAUUCAAUUUAAAAGUUGUGAUGAUUACGAAAUGGAAAGCGAUGAGUACUGGGAAUGCAUGGCCAGAACUAUUACUUUUAAUGUUUAUCAUCCUGUAGGAACAGCGAAGAUGGGUAAACCUAGUGAUUCUACAACAGUAGUUGAUAAUAAAUUAAAAGUAAAAGGUAUAAAUAACUUAAGAAUCGUCGACGCUAGUAUCAUGCCGACAAUACCAAGUGUUAAUACAAAUGCUGCGACCAUGAUGAUAGCUGAACAUGCAUCGGACUUUGUUAAGGAUGAAUAUAUGAUUAAUUCUGCAAAAACUAUAACCGAAUUAUAAUUAUUUUUGUAUUUAUUACUUUUCUCUACAAAUGCGCAUACAAUAAGUAGUUUUGCAAAUAAACCUUCUUUCAAUAUCAAUCUUUCAAUUUUCAAAUGACAUUAUAAUAAAUUGACAAUCCGUAAAAUCAAAAAUGCUAUGUUUACAAAGGCAAUUUCUAUCUGUGUUGUAAUUUUGAUCACUUAUUUAAUUUCAAUACUGCAUGCAAUUACUAUAUUAGACAAAGGUGUUAAGCCUUUGGUAAAGAAAUCUGUGGGUAUUCAGUUCUACGUUGAUGUGGAAAACCAAAAGGACAGUGCGUGUAAAGUAAUUACAAAAACGAAAACUUGUAUACUGGACAAAAUUAAAAGAGACUGUAAUAUUUUUGAAACGAGCAGUGCCCAACUGUACACAGUGGAACCGAAAGAGAACAUGACCUUAAUAUCUGUGCUACCGACCUUAUUUCAACACGACUUAAUCGGUUAUAUUGAUUGCAGUUUAGAGUAUCAAUGCGAUAGAACAAAAAAUAAAACUAAGUUUCGUGAACCAUUUAACACUAAAGUAUACGACCAAGAAGUACCAUCGUAUUUAUUAAAGGAUUAUAUAGAAAAUGAAACUGUCAAAGAAUGUUCGGAGAUCGAUGAAAAUUCAUUAAAUGAAUGUAAUCCAGCAGAUUGUGAUCAAAAAUAUUUAGGAAUGAGAUCAUUUUACAGCGACAUGUUUAAAAAAUGUAUGCCAGUGACUACGUGCGGCGGAGACCCCAGCAAAGAGUUGCCCGAGGCGGCGCUGCUGGUGGUGAGCAACACCUGCAGAGAUCUAGAGUCACCGCUGACGCUGCAAGACAUCUACGCUAUCAGCACCGGUCUGGGCACCACCAUUGUUACCACCUCAGAAACUCCCAAACGAUUUAAAAUUGAAGUUACAUCUAAUUUGUCUACGAUAUCACAAAAUUUAAAAUUCUUACGAGAUCUUGCUCUUGGUAAAUUAUACAGUUUAGAUGAAUCAGUCGAUGUUACCGCUUUCUGCAAAAUAGCCUUUGUAUCCAUAGCUAUAAGCGUCACUCUGGUAUGUUGUGGAAUUAUAUGUUUGUCUCUUUGUCUCAAUACGAUUAUUUGUAUAUGUAAUGAAGAGAAUACUAAGAAACGGAGAUAUUGGCCGAAAAUAAAAAAUGCAUUUAACCUUUUCGAUAUUCGACAAAAAAGUAAAUCAUUUGAUGACAUAAAAGAAAACAGAAAUUCUUUAUUACGUGAAGUUAUGGUAAGAGAUAUACCUAUUGAAUUGAGAAAUAAUGUUAUUGAUUUAUGCAAACGAAUAGAUGAUGAAAUAAAAGAGAAAAAACGGUACAGGGCGACCGACGCGCGGAGCCAGCUCAGCUUGGAGGUCGACAACGAUUGCCGAACCUCCUCACCCACCAACACCAGCACUUCUAUUGAAGCAAAUGACAACAAAAAUAGAUUGCCUAAAUAAAAUUUUUUUUUU